Mustela erminea (ermine) is the source of this 2866-nucleotide messenger RNA. RefSeq names its product forkhead box D1 (gene FOXD1). Gene Ontology annotation, molecular function: RNA polymerase II cis-regulatory region sequence-specific DNA binding; DNA-binding transcription factor activity, RNA polymerase II-specific. The coding region runs from base 657 to 2084 and encodes 475 amino acids. The record is from RefSeq and is a predicted model, not a curated record. The transcript has a single exon. NCBI's taxonomy places the organism in Eukaryota, Metazoa, Chordata, Mammalia, Carnivora, Mustelidae. Gene Ontology annotation, biological process: anatomical structure morphogenesis; regulation of transcription by RNA polymerase II; cell differentiation.
GGGCCAGACCACCGCCGGCCAGCGCCUAAUUCAGGUCUCAAGCUCUUUGACAAGGAGCGGUGGGGUCCUGUCUCCUCGCCACCCCCCCCAAAUCUUCUCAGUUGUGGCUCCCUCCUCCGGGUAAACUUUCUCUCCGGAGCAGGGUUGAUUUCCUAGGCUUUCUUUCCCUUCCCUCGGUAGCGCUCUGACGUGCACACCAUGUGACAAGCCUCCUACUAUAAGCCGGGGAAAGGUCCGCCCUCUCCUGGACUCAGCCCUCGCCUCGCCGAGCUCGGUCCCUCGACUCUCAUCUGUCCCGCACCCUCCCGGGCGCCCGACUCUCUGACUCUCCCGCUCGGGGCCUCGCCACCCCCUCCUCACUGACCAGGGCGCAGGACGCUCGGAAAGGGGAAGGUCAAGUCCCCCGCCUGGGACCGGUGCGCGCGGGGCCGAGGGAGUGCAGAGACCGAGCGGCGCGCGCGGCCGCGUAGGAGUUACAAAGUCGCGGCGCGAGCGUCCCCGGCCGCCGGGCAGCCCCGGCACAGCUCGAGCAGCGGCGGCGCCCCCAGCGUGGCGCCCCCGUGCCGGGCCCGCCGCCCGGGACCCGGGCUGGGGAACGGCGGGAGCCCGGCGCCCGGCGCCCCUAUGCGCCGCCCCGCCGCCCGCGCGCCACAGCUAUGACCCUGAGCACGGAGAUGUCCGAUGCCUCCGGCCUCGCGGAGGAGACAGACAUCGACGUGGUAGGGGAGGGCGAAGACGACGACGACGAGGAGGAGGACGACGACGAGGGCAGCGGUGGCGUGUCCCGCCUGGCGGUCCCCGCGCAACGGCGGCGGCGGCGGCGCUCCUACGCCGGGGAGGACGAGCUAGAGGACCUGGAGGAGGAGGAGGAGGAGGACGAUGACAUCCUGCUGGCCCCGCGCUCAGGGGCCUCCCCCGCGCCCCCGGGCCCAGCCCCAGCGGCGGGGGCCGGGGCCGCUGGGGGCGGCGGCGCGGGCGCGGGAGGCGGCGGCGGCGGCGGUGGCGCGACCGCGGGCGGCGGCGCCAAGAACCCGCUGGUGAAGCCGCCCUACUCGUACAUCGCGCUCAUCACCAUGGCCAUCCUGCAGAGCCCCAAAAAGCGGCUGACGCUGAGCGAGAUCUGCGAGUUCAUCAGCGGCCGCUUCCCUUACUACCGGGAGAAGUUCCCCGCCUGGCAGAACAGCAUCCGCCACAACCUCUCGCUCAACGACUGCUUCGUCAAGAUCCCCCGCGAGCCCGGCAACCCCGGCAAGGGCAACUACUGGACGCUGGACCCCGAGUCCGCCGACAUGUUCGACAACGGCAGCUUCCUGCGGCGGAGGAAGCGCUUCAAGAGGCAGCCGCUGCUCCCGCCCAACGCCGCCGCCGCCGCCGAGUCGCUGCUGCUGCGCGGCGCGGGGGGCGCGGGGGGCGCGGGCGACCCGGCGGCCGCCGCCGCGCUCUUCCCGCCCGCGCCGCCGCCGCCGCCGCACGCCUACGGCUACGGCCCCUACGGCUGCGGCUACGGCCUGCAGCUGCCGCCCUACGCGCCGCCCUCGGCCCUCUUCGCCGCCGCCGCGGCCGCCGCGGCCGCCGCUGCCUUCCACCCGCACUCGCCCCCGCCGCCGCCGCCGCCGCCCCCGCCGCCGCACGGCGCGGCCGCCGAGCUGGCCCGGACCGCCUUCGGCUACCGGCCGCACCCGCUCGGCGCCGCCCUGCCCGCGCCCCUGCAGGCCUCGGCGGCCAAGGCGGGCGGCCCGGGCGCCUCGGCGCUGGCGCGCUCGCCCUUCUCCAUCGAGAGCAUCAUCGGGGGCAGCCUGGGCCCGGCCGCCGCGGCCGCCGCGCAAGCCGCCGCCGCGGCGCAGGCCUCGCCCGCCCCCUCCCCCGUGGCGCCGUCCGCGCCCGCGCCCGGGUCCGGAUCCGGCGGCGGCGGCUGCGGGGCUCAGGCGGCCGUAGGCCCGGCGGCCGCGCUCACCCGCUCGCUCGUGGCCGCCGCGGCCGCCGCCGCCUCCUCGGUCUCCUCGUCGGCCGCCCUGGGGACUCUGCACCAAGGGACUGCCCUGUCCAGUGUCGAGAACUUUACUGCUAGGAUUUCAAACUGUUAAUAACGCUAUGUUAGAGCGCUUGGGAAAGAGAAGGUAGGAAUCCCGGCUCCUUUUUUUUUUUUCCUUCAUGUUGGUGGUUUGGUGUUUUGUUCGUUCCUCGGGGCGCGGCCCCUCCCGACCUCGCGCCCCGGUUUUCGCCUCUUGGGAUUCUCAGACCCGACUGUGUUUGGCAGCAGCUGAGGUGCGGUUUUCGGCUCUGCGGGUCCCUCUAUUUAUGCAAAGUCGCCCUAUGCUGCAGCCUCCCACCCCGCGUCGGGGUGGGAAGGAAGAGGGUGCUGGUGGGUGCCCUCCCUUGUGUAAGCGCAAGGGGCUUCCUUGACUUGUGGGAAAAUUUAAAAAAAAAAAAAAAUCUAAGCCUUUAUGAAGGUCUAGAGAUUCUCAGGUCCAGGCGUUGAAAGUAUCAAUAAUGUUCAAAAGAAUGUAAAGGUCCUGAUUUACUAUUUACGGUUUUACGAAUUUUUAUUUACUAUUUACGAAUAGUAAAGGUCCUGAAGAGUGCCAGCGAACCAAUAGUUUUUACUUGAGGACACUCGUCUGGUGUAGUUUUUCAUGAAAAGGAGAAAUGAUUAACAUGUUUACAUAAGGAAAAAAGUCCAAAAUUACCAUUUCUUAUUUUAACCUGUGUUUUGUAUCAUAAUAGACAUGCGGAAUUUUUAUUUUGUACUUACUGCGUAUUCUUUACAAGGAGUAUUGUAAAUUUUACUGGCAAUUAUUAUUGUACUAUUCUAAUGUAAGAUUUUUACACUUUUUCAGAAAUAAAAUGCUUAAUUUUCAAAGAAAAU